AUGGUGACUCUUGAAAGCCUUCCACUCAAUAUCUUCAGACAUCACAUAAUUUGCUUUAUCUCUUCUCCUGCUGACUUUCUAUCUCUCAGAACACUCAACAAAAAAUUCUUAAAGAUGUUUUCUGAUCUUAAACCUGACAUACAAUCUCUAUUUUUGCAAAGAAUUGAAGAGUUGACUUGCAUUUAUCAGCAAAUCGGCUCAUUUAACUCUUCUUCCAUGAUUAAUAUUGAUUUAUUGCUAUCAAAUCUUUUUAGCGUCAAUAAAGAUUUAUGCAAACUGGACUUCAAAAAACUGAAUAUUGCGAAAAGAGGUGUACAAGUGGCGUUGGCAAUUAUUUAUUGUUAUAUGAAAAACACUAUGAUUAUUCCUUCACCAGAAGAAAUAAGAGAACUUAUAUAUGAGCCUGAUUUUGUCACACAUUUGAUGUCCAUGACACCUGGGACAGUAGAUGAAGGGACUUUUGAGCUCAUGUCAAAAGUUAUUGAAGAAGUGUAUAGCAACCCUGAGCUGGAGAUUGAGGAUAGGAACGAAAGAACUUUAGGACAUUGGGUUCAGCUAUUCUCAAAAUACUUGGAGCAGUUCUAUAAAAUUAGGGACGUCAAAAGGCUUGGGGGAACAAUAAGAACGAAAAUUUCUUCUAUCAAAAUGUUUAUUGAAAAAGUGCAAACAAUUGAGGGUUCGUCUAUAAUUUUGUAA
Molecule: messenger RNA, 696 nt
Organism: Blepharisma stoltei
Lineage: Eukaryota; Ciliophora; Heterotrichea; Heterotrichida; Blepharismidae
Source: the annotation of a GenBank genome assembly